Alligator mississippiensis (American alligator) is the source of this 3364-nucleotide messenger RNA. RefSeq names its product G protein-coupled receptor 22 (gene GPR22). The coding region runs from base 1513 to 2814 and encodes 433 amino acids. The transcript has 3 exons. NCBI's taxonomy places the organism in Eukaryota, Metazoa, Chordata, Crocodylia, Alligatoridae. The record is from RefSeq and is a predicted model, not a curated record. Gene Ontology annotation, biological process: G protein-coupled receptor signaling pathway. Gene Ontology annotation, cellular component: membrane. Gene Ontology annotation, molecular function: peptide binding; G protein-coupled receptor activity.
GCUGUCAUUCUGCAAAAGCUGCCCAUAGCAAGCUUUCCUCCGAGAAGCAUCACUGUUCCUUUUUAGAAAGGCUGAAUCUAAAUGCCGUCUCUGGAGACAAGAAGCCUUCAAUAUGUUAAAUUACUUUCAUUAUGUAUUUUCAGAUGCUUAUUGAUUCUACAGUAGGAAGAAUGGGAGACUGCAGCAGCUUCUUAAGCAGCACUAGAUGCUGUAUACAUUAGCAGUAUUCUGAAACAAUGGCACAGCAUAGGUACAAAUUUUCAUUAAGGUCAUUUCUUGAAGAAAUGCUUAUGACCCUUUUCCCCCUGUACUCUGCUAAUAAGUGAAAAAAAUGAAUCUCUCCAAACUGGAACUGCUUCACCUGCAUGAAGAAUUUGUCAAAUCCUUAGUGGAGGGCAAGCAUCCUAUUCAAUGUUACUACUGACAAUAUGAAGAAUGCAAUUGAUGGGGCAUCUUUCUAGCUGUAUGAUCUACGAGCUGCAAGAUGUACUUACAUGUUCUUAAGACAUAAAGGACUUUUAAAAACCCCAAAACGUGGAACAGGGUUAUAUUACCACUUAAGUGUGUGACACUUCAACACUGUAUAUACUGAAGACUAGCCAUCUGCUAAGAUUUUCAUGAAAAGAAGAAUACAGUGGUUUAUUCCUAAACAAAAUGAGGAGCAUUUAUUAAAAAUGGAUUUAUAAUUUAAAACAGGAAUUGUGGAAACUACCGAUUCAUGAAGAAACAAUGAAACAUGACUUCCCAAACGGAGACUGUUCAUACUUCACCAGCAAGCCAAGCAAGGCUUUAACCAACCUUUCCCUACACUCCUCGUUAAGUUACCUAUUUGCCAUAAUGACCAAUGCAUAUUUUUCUCUGAAUGUUAUGAUCAAUUAUGUAUUCUCCUUUAAUGAAUAUAAACCAAUUUAAAUAACUUACAGCUUCUAUCAAAGCACAUAAACUGGAUUUUACAAUGUAGAGCAAUUUAUGCGACAAAGCCAGCACUCUAAAGCAAAGAAAAGGAGUACUACAGAAAUGAAUGUGCGACUAAAUAAAGGAUGCUACGUACAUUUUUGGAGCCAAAAAUCAGCUCUCUCUAUUUUUAUUUUCAUUUAUCCUGGAAAAUAAAAGUAUGCUGCCGUAAGAUGCAAAGACAGAAGGAAAUUAGCAUAACUUAAAAGAAGAUCUCUUUUACUGGUGGCUUUAAAAAGGAGAACAAAAAGAAUCCCAACAAAUGACAUGCACUGGUACACAGAAAUACUACGUGCAAUUAAAUCCUUUUGUGUAAUCAACAAAUAUUGCUGCUGAAGUGCUGGAAACAAAAAGAAAGGAAAAAAAGAAAAAACAAAAGGGAAAAGGAUUCUGUAAGGCAUGACAGAGCACAGCUACAACUUGGUUGCCAAGUGAAAAUUCAUGUAAAAAAAAAAUCUGUCAGCGACACCAUGUAUCAAUAUAUGACAAGCUGCUACAGUGAGCUGAAAGGCCCUUGAGGCAACAGAAAACAGGACAAAAGCCAACUGCAACUAAAGAAUGUGUUUCUCCCCCAUUCUGGAAGUCAACAUGCAGUCUGAAUCUAACAUUACAGUUCGAGAUGCCAUUGAUGACAUCAACACCAAUAUGUACCAACCACUGUCAUACCCAUUAAGCUUUCAAGUUUCUCUCACUGGAUUUCUGAUGUUAGAAAUUGUGUUGGGACUUGGCAGCAACCUCACUGUGUUGGUACUUUACUGUAUGAAAUCCAACUUAAUCAAUUCUGUCAGUAACAUUAUUACAAUGAACCUUCAUGUACUUGAUGUAAUAAUUUGUGUGGGAUGUAUUCCUCUAACUAUAGUUAUCCUUCUGCUCUCACUGGAGAGUAACACUGCUCUAAUCUGCUGCUUCCAUGAGGCUUGUGUGUCCUUUGCAAGUGUUUCGACUGCAAUCAACGUUUUUGCUAUCACUUUGGACCGGUAUGAUAUCUCCGUAAAACCUGCAAAUCGAAUACUGACGAUGGGAAGGGCUGUGAUAUUAAUGACGUCAAUAUGGAUUGUCUCUCUUUUCUCCUUCCUUAUCCCUUUCAUUGAAGUCAAUUUUUUCAGUCUUCAAAGUGCAAGUACAUGGGAAAAUAAGACGCUUUUGUGUGUCAGCGCAAACGAAUACCACACCGAACUGGGAAUGUACUACCACCUUCUAGUUCAGAUUCCAAUCUUUUUCUUCACUGUUAUAGUAAUGCUAAUUACGUACACUAAAAUACUCCAGGCUCUUAAUAUUCGAAUUGGCACAAGAUUUACAACAGGGCAAAAGAAAAAAGCUAGAAAGAAAAAAACUAUUUCUUUGACCACACAACAUGAGACUACUGAUGUGUCACAAAGCAGCGGAGGAAGAAAUGUAGUCUUUGGCGUAAGGACUUCAGUUUCAGUAAUAAUCGCCCUACGACGAGCUGUAAAGCGACACCGUGAACGACGGGAAAGGCAAAAGAGAGUCUUCAGAAUGUCCCUCUUGAUUAUUUCAACAUUUCUUCUCUGCUGGACACCAAUUUCUGUUUUAAACACUACAAUUUUAUGUUUGGGCCCAAGUGACCUUUUGGUAAAGUUAAGAUUAUGUUUUCUAGUUAUGGCCUAUGGAACAACCAUAUUUCACCCUCUACUUUAUGCAUUCACUAGACAAAAAUUUCAGAAGGUUCUGAAAAGUAAAAUGAAAAAACGAGUCGUUUCAAUAGUGGAAGCAGAUCCCAUGCCGAAUAACGCUGUAAUACACAACUCAUGGAUAGAGCCUAAAAGGAACAAAAAGAUUACUUUUGAAGACAACGAAGUAAGGCAGAAAUGUUUAGUACCUCAGGUUGUCACUGACUAGAUUUCUGUAUUCACCCAAUCAUCCAAGAGAAAUACAUGAACAAAUUGUAGAAAAUACUGCCAAAUAAGGGAAACUUUUUAAAGUAUUGGCUACACUGUAAAUUUUCAGUAUACAUGUUAAAUAGAGGAGGCCAUGUAUAGUCAAUUUCUUCAUUACUUAAGAUAUAUGUUGCAUGGCAGUUUGUUAGAAUAACAUCAUGUGUAUAUCUGUCAAAAAGAUAUUCUUGUUGAGUCAUAUUUUUUAGAAAAUAAAUAGCCUUAAAGCUGUGUACUCUUUUAAAAACAAAGAUUUGUAUGUCCGAGUCUCUCUGUAAGUAUAAAAACCAAAAAUUUAAAAUAAGCAGUCCACACCAGAAAUACAAACUGUUAGAAAAUGAAGUAAGUUUAAUAACUUGAGUGAUACCAUGUUUUCAAACCUAAUCCAUGGGCUACCUUCAUCAGGAAUAGCCUGCAGCUAUGUGCCACUGGAACUUUAUGAGCUUUUGGAUUUUAUAUUUAGAUGACCUAUUCAUUUUGAAAUUCAUCUAAAAUUUGGUGACUUUGGGUAUGCA